GUGUAUGGGGAGUGUGGAGGAGGGGACCGCGUGACGUCUGCUUCUUCCUUGCUGCGAAACACGGAAUAUUUUAUUUUUUUAUUCACACCGGCCGACGACAAGUACGAUGUCGGCGACUAACAUUUAGUUCGUCCCACUCCGCCGGCAAAAGUCUGUUUAGCUGCGAGUAUUUAGUUGUUUAUUGUCAGCAACGCAAAUAACUAGCUAUCGGGGAGGUCGUGUUACCCGGUGUGUACUCACCCGAAGUGCAGGCAUGUGGAACAAGGUGUGCGGUCAUGUGACCGUUUCAAAAGAAUUUACUUCUUCCUUCUCGUUACGUUCGUCGUGCUGCGAUGUUAUGUGUAUAGGAACUGCUACACGGGUCGCAAUGUUACGCCACCCCAUUGAAGAGCCGGUGUUUGUUAGAAACAGGAAGAACAUUUCAUAGGUCAACAAACAAGUGAUAGGACAGAGGAGUGUUAGAGCGUUUUUUUUUUAAAAAGUAGAGACAACAACUUGUUGAUGUGCAAGUCACAGCGCGGUGAUAGGAUCAAACCUGUAGCGGCCAGGUUCAGUUCUGCAGUGAUAUCAAAGGUGAGCAGGGAAGGGACGCAGCAUGUUCCACCAAACCGCUGUCGCCUGACCUGAUGUUCGUUAGACGAAAGGACAACGGACCGCAGUUUCUGCCACAGUGUGCUGGUACACUUCCGACACAAACAUGUAUCUGUUCUUGAAACUGAAUAACGUCGAGAAGGUUAUCAGCGGCAUCGUCGUCGACAACGACUGCUUGCCGCUGGUGGAGGGCUUGGUGGUGGCGCCGACUUCGGCGUCUGACCGGCAGUCGAUGGCCGUGAAUUGCAUCCCGUGGUUCAAAUCCCUCGCCAUCGACGCCGUGUACAUUGACUGUCUUUACCGGGAUUGCCGCUGGGUCCCUAAAAUGUUUACCGUGCAGCAGACCCACGAAACGAGUGUGAAGGAGAUCUCGCAAACCGGUUUGGGCAGUGGCCAAUCAGAAGCGUUCUUCCCAAUCUCAGCUCGUCCGAUCUUCCGACAUGGAGGCGAAAUGUCCGACUUCGAUCCCAUUGCAGACGAGCUGUAUGAAAGAGCUGAGGGCAUUCUGUCGUCUGAUUCAAAGAAAGCAAUGCCGGAAGAGGAACUUCGAACCGAAUGCGCCCAGCUGCUGCACUGCUGCAUUUUCCCAAUUGUUGAGUUCUCCAAGACAGAUGUCCCCGUGCUGCAAGGCUGCAGUCAGCGCAUCGCACUUCGUAUCCAGGCUCUGGAGGAGGAGAUCAACGAGAAAGAGGCAGAGCUGGUGGUGACGGAAGGCCUGCUGAGCAAGCGCAAGAGCAAGAUCCUGGCCAACGAGCACCUGUGCGACGAGGCCCACGUGCAGGCGUGCACGCCCAGCUUCCUGCAUGCCAUGUACGACAGCCUGGCUGCCGACAUCCAGGAAACCUACACCCAAGUGGAACUGCGGCAGCGCAAGGUGCAGGAAGAGCGCAAGAGGAGCAACACCGGCAGGGUUCUGGAAGGGCUGGUCCGUGAUCGCGAUGAAUCUCACGAGCAGUUACAGAAGCUGUUGACCAUCCGUGAGACCCUCCGGACCUUCUUGGACUCCACCCAUUCGUCCUCUGCCUCCAGCAAGAAGACGCGGAAGAUAAGCAAGGAAGAAAAGGGUUCGUACGCGAUGCUUGUGAAGAUCUAUGAGGAAAUGAAGAGUAUCAAGUGCGAGGUGACCCGGCUGUGCUACCGCAGGCUACACUGUACUGCCAUGAAGAAAGCCAUCGAUGCGACUGUGAUGAAGAUCGAGAGAGGGAAGGUGGAGAGUGUCUGUGACUUCAGCGAGUUUUCACUCAACGUGGGUGUGGCCGGAGGUGGGGGCAACUGGAGCGGGUGGAUGAGCAUGCAGGACCAGGUGAACGAAGUCAUGGACAAAAGGGAUUCCGUCGUGUACCGCGAGCACUUGAAGCGCUGUCAGUUUGUCCUCGACAUUGCCAGCUCCGUCCUCAGCGAGCAGGUCAUUCUGGAGCCUGAGAAAGGCGACGUGCUUGAGGACAGAGGCGAUGACUGCCUUGAUAAGGCCUCCUACACGACGAAAUCCGAGGGCGUGAAGAGCGAGAAGCUUCCCAAUUGUGAAGGAGCUGAUUUGUGGAGAAAAACACGCAACAAAGCUGUACAAGCAGCACUCGAUCACCUGGUGGAGGUUGCGAGCACCCAGAUGAUGAACAUGGCCAGGGUUAUCGUUCUUCACCUUGGGCUUGACGCGGACAACGUGCGCUACGUGCGGCGUGCCUGGGUGUGCUACUCCCCGUACUUCUUUCGUGUGACCCUGAGCCAGCUGCAGCAAGUGUACGCCCGCCUGCACUCGGCGCACGGCGCUCAGAUGCACGCCGUUGUCACCAGCCUUGCCCUCACCGACAUCGUCGACGAGCGGUUCUUCGAGGAUUUCUUCGUGCGCAAUCUAGACUGGAAGCGCCUGAAAGGUGAUGGGAAGGACGGGGUUGCAGGUCAAAGGGAGGCAGAGGAAGGUCUGACCCCGGAGGAGUCAGUGGAGCCGCUCUCGUCCACGACCCUCGUCUCUGACCUUCGCCGCUGCUCCGUGGGCGAGCUGUACGCUCUGGUGGACAAAGAUUGUCUGAAGCUGUGCAAACAGAUGCGGGAGCUCGAACACACGGAGAUGUUGUCGGGGUCCUUGUCGAGCAAGAGCAGCAGCAGUAGCAGUAGCGUCAGUAGCCCCGACGUGGGAGACACGGAUGUGAGGUCAGAGAGCAAAGGUCACGACUCGGACAGCAGCAGCAGCAGCAGCGGUGACGCGGAGGGCCGCAGCGAGGAGGCGGUCCUCCAGCAGCUGAAGAAGCGCGCCUCGGCUCUGGUGUUUGUGACGUCGAAAACGCAGGGGCGGCGAUCGGUGACGUCGCUGCUGGCCGCUGUCGACGGCGUCAUCGCGCCCUUCAACGCCCUGAUGCAACAGGUGGUGGACAGCCCGGACCUUCUGGAGAAGCUCCGCCUCCUGGAGCAAGGGGUCCGCUUCCUGGCCCAGCAGGUGGAGCUGCACUGCCAGGACAAAGGCAUGGACAGCUUGCUGCCCAUGUCCCUCUUCGCCACAGUCUGCCUGCAGCGAGACGUCUUCAUCUCUCUGUUCACGCAGCUGCAGCUGCUCAACGACUUCAGGCAUCACGUGGUUCUUCCAGCUGUUUACGACUUCGGUCUCACGAGCGCCUACACUCCGUACUUUUUCCUCUCCGAGCGAAAGGAGAAUCUGAGGAAGACCGAGUCCGACACUUAACCAUUCGCUUGGCUGGAUGUAUCAAGUGCAAAAACCAGCACGUGAGUUGCUUCGAGUUUGGUAACUCAGGUCACGUGAUCUACUAACCCCGUUUUAGUCUGCGCACGCGCUGUGACUGAUGAGCUCGAUCAAAUUAAGGAUAUAAUUACACACACACCUUCUUUCAACUGAAUUAUAUUGUACGAGGCAGAGUGGGAACUACUUCUGCUCAAGAGCACAUCACACACUCUCACCACUCGGUUUACUUCCUAAACUGAGAUCACCCAGCGGAAAGGAGAGACAUCCAAACAAAGGACACUACAUGGAUUUGUUUUGUUUAUAUUGUUUGAAAAAAAAGUAUUACGAUGUUUAGCUAUGCUCGAACUGUUGUUGUUGUUGUUUUCCUAGGAUCAGUAAUAGUGAUUUGUGGUUUAAAACAUGAUAAUUAAUGAUAAUAUAGAAUCUCAACGAUUUGCGUGUGUCUGUAUUAGAACAUUGUUUUACAGUCGGAAUAGUCUGAUAUGAAUCCCACAUCUUCAUAAAAAAACAACGCAUUCAGAGGAGGGAGGGGAGGGAGGAAGAAUAGAGAGUCCUUGUAUGUGUGUUUGUGCAUGCGUGCUUGGUUGUAUUGUGUGUAGACUGGUGUGUGUCUAUGUAUUUAUGUGUAUGGGUGUGUGUUCAGAAAUGAAUAAGCAGUUUAUAUACGAAAUUCUCUUUUGUAGUCCCAGGGUAAACAAAGUUUUUACACAUCUUUUAGAUACGAACAUUGUUGUGCAAAGGGCAUUUCUUAUUCUUCAAAGGUCGGGAUCAAGCCUUCAGGUAUAUAACGUUUCCUUUUAGUAUAAAAUGGCGACACUUCAUUUAGAAAAUUAAAUUUUUGUGUUCGCAUGGCUUUUCGUCUGUCUGUGGUUUAUGUGUAUUCGCGAGCGUGCGUACGUGUGCAUAUACAAUUGUUUAUCCCUUUGUCUCCGUGUCUCGCUCGCCAUCAACCACAUUGCCUGCCGCGUAGUUUACACACAAACAGCAAGGUGUGUAUUAGUUUGUGUGCACUCACCAAAGACUCCAGUGUCACUAUGUCACCUGCAUUAACAACCACCGACAAGCGAGUGUCAAGGUAAAUGUAAUGUUUACCGCGAAAUGUUGUUAGCGAAACCUCAAGCCACGGCAUGCAAUGCGAAAUUAUAAACACCAUCUUAAAGACACACAUUUUUUAAUGACCAAUUCAGUGCAAGAUACUAUUUCUCCAAAGAUGGACCUUACAAACGUUCAAGGAAGUAUCUAAAAAAAAAAAAAA
This is a messenger RNA of Pomacea canaliculata, 4538 nucleotides long. RefSeq lists its product as uncharacterized. The record is from RefSeq and is a predicted model, not a curated record. Bases 698 to 3265 code for a protein of 855 amino acids. The transcript has 4 exons. Lineage: Eukaryota; Metazoa; Mollusca; Gastropoda; Architaenioglossa; Ampullariidae.